CGCUCGCUGCUCGCCGCGCUCUUCUUCUUCUCGCUCUCGUCCUCGCUGCUCUACUUCGUCUAUGUGGCGCCCGGCAUAGUGAACACCUACCUCUUCAUGAUGCAAGCUCAAGGCAUUCUGAUCCGGGACAACAUGAGGACAAUAGGUGCUCAGGUUUAUGAGCAGGUGGUUCGGAGCGCUUAUGCCAAGAGGAAUAGCAGCGUAAAUGACUCAGAUUAUCCUCUUGACUUGAACCACAGUGAGACCUUCCUACAAACCACCACUUUUCUUCCUGAAGACUUCACCUACUUUGCAAACCAUACCUGUCCCGAAAGGCUCCCUUCCAUGAAGGGCCCAAUAGACAUAAACAUGAGUGAAAUUGGAAUGGAUACCAUUCAUGAACUCUUCUCCAAAGACCCAGCCAUCAAGCUCGGAGGUCACUGGUCGCCUUCCGAUUGCGUGCCCCGAUGGAAGGUGGCGAUCCUCAUCCCCUUCCGGAACCGCCACGAGCACCUCCCGGUCCUGCUCAGACACCUGGUUCCCAUGCUGCAGCGCCAGCGCCUGCGGUUCGCAUUUUAUGUCAUUGAGCAAGUUGGCACCCAACCCUUUAAUCGAGCCAUGCUUUUCAAUGUCGGUUUUCAAGAAGCAAUGAAGGACUUGGACUGGGACUGUCUUAUUUUUCAUGAUGUGGAUCACAUACCUGAAAGUGAUCGUAACUACUAUGGAUGUGGACAGAUGCCAAGGCAUUUUGCAACUAAAUUGGAUAAGUAUAUGUAUCUGCUUCCUUAUACUGAGUUCUUCGGCGGAGUGAGUGGCUUAACAGUGGAACAAUUUCGGAAAAUCAAUGGCUUCCCUAAUGCUUUCUGGGGUUGGGGUGGAGAGGACGACGACCUGUGGAACAGAGUACAGAAUGCAGGCUAUUCUGUGAGCCGGCCGGAAGGUGACACAGGGAAGUACAAGUCCAUUCCUCAUCACCAUCGAGGAGAAGUCCAGUUUCUGGGAAGGUACGCUCUGCUGAGGAGGUCCAAAGAGCGGCAAGGGCUGGACGGCCUCAACAACUUGAACUACUUUGCAAACAUCACAUAUGACGCCUUGUAUAAAAACAUUACUGUCAACUUGACCCCUGAGCUGGCUCAGGUGACCGAGUACUAAGAUGAGGAGGGAAUGUGUGUUGCUUUACCCACCACCACCAAGAAAGCAGCCUGGUGUGUGGAGAUGUCCUGGGGCUCCGCACGGGAUGGGAGUUAGAAGAACGGUGUCUAAUGAAGGAUCACAGGGUUCAGGAAAACUGUGAACAGAGCACACGCACAGAACCUUCCUGUUUGGACUCGCUGGGAUCGAGGGCGUCCGCUCGGGAACUCCUUUCAUCAGGACUGCUUUCUAUUUUCACAAGACAGACGUCUGUCCUGCUGCUCUUCUUCCCGUCUCCUCCCCAACGUCCCAUCUUAGCCACAAUCUCCAGAACCGGAACUGUGAUCCGCCGUGGACCUGCCCCAGAGCCUGUCCUACGAAUGGCCUUUGGAGCUUCUUGGCCUUCAGAGCAAAGAGGCGGACAAACGCACCCCAGGGCAGCUGUGUCUUAGGAAGAGCAAAUGAGACUCCACACACCACCAUCUCUGGUGUUCUCUUCGGUUUCAUUUUUUUUAAAUUACCUGCUUUGGGUGGGGAUUGAGGGUAGAGGGGAGGGAUUGGGGAAGACAAAUAGACAUGUAACAAUCACUUCUUGAAGAAGUAUAAUUGUAAAUAAGCCAUGUAAAAUGCCUUUUUUAAAUUUAAUUUUAUAGCUGGCUUCGAUUCAAACUGAGGAUUUAUCUUAUUAGAUCAUUAUUUGGUUGGCAACUGCAGGAACUCCGUUAAAAUGCUGUGGAAGAAUAUAUCUCCCAAAUUGCUGUCACUUUGGAAGGGAGUGGAUUUAGGGCGCGUCACAAAAGAACAAAACAGUCCAGGCUUUGUCACUGGCACCUACUUCUGCCCCCUUCUCCCAAGGUCUUGCUCUUGACUUUUGCUCUGGAUUCCCUCCCCUGUUGGGCACGGACAUGCUCUUCCCAAUCUUUUGCUGAACAGGAGGUUGCUGUUUUACAGCAGGCGCUCCCGUUCGGGGCGGGGGGGAGGGGAGGGCUCCCCGGGCACACGCCCACCCACGGGUCCCUGCACUUUGUUUCGUUCUUUCAUCAUCAUCAAGAGAGAAGAUGAGUGGUGUCUCCCCUCUUCCCCCCCCCGCCCACCUCUCCCUUAAAUUUUUUUCCCUCUUGAGGAACAUGACCACAAUUUCUAAAAUCUGUGCCUAAAUUACCAACUAGCGACCAACUAGUGAUCCCUCUGAAUAUUUCCUUUACUGAUUUCUGGAAAGAUUCUUUGUCAACAUUAUUAACUAGUACAUAGAGCUAGCGAGCAAUCGAAUGAUGAAGAACUCAUCUGGGAGCAAGUGACACUUAUGUGUCGUGGGUCAGCUGGGAUCCAGGUUAGACCAAAUCAGAGCUUUAAAUUGGACUAGCAAAGCCAGGGUGCAGGAGCCACAUGGGCUGUUCACACCCCAUGUGCUUUGAAAGUCAGAUUCUAAAUUGCAUUUGAAUUUGUGCCUCUCUGUUUUUGCCCUGAGCCAACUCCCUCAAUUCACAGUCCCCAUUGACUUCUGCAGAAUUUUGAAAAAUGCCAGUUUUCCCCCUCCCUUUCCAUAAAACAUAUUUAUAAAUCAUGAUUGGGAGUACUUUCUGAAGAGUACUUCAUAUUUUUUUUAAUUGCCUUGUUUGCCUUCAACUUCCUUAAUUUCAUGGUUUACAUGGAUGUGUGUGUAGGGGUAUAUUUGUAUACACGUGUGGGUUGGGGUUUUCUCCAUUGCAUGUGUUGGUUCCAUGGACGUAUGAUCCCCACAAGCUGUGGGAGUGAUUGGCCAGGCCUUGUUUUUGUUAAUGUUUUUGUUCUUUUGAAGAAUAGAGUAUUUAGAAAAUCAGUUGCUCUUAUCGGCUCGUAUGAGAGAGCAGGCUGCUGCCCUUGAAAAUGCUGGUAAGUUGUAUCAUAUGUUUUAAAAGAAUUUGAGAAUUUCAUGCUUUAAAAGACCUUCACGAGGGAACAUUACACACAGUUCAUUUGGUUUUCCUUUGAUGUAUGGUGCAUAUAGCAAUAAAGACUACUUUCCCUCUCACCCCUCACUCCCCUUCCCCCCCACCCCGAGACCUCUGUGCUGGCCUUGGCUUCUCACCCUUCCUGUUCCCCUUCCCUCCUCCGUCACUGAAGGCCGAGCUGCUCUCAGUGUGACAAAACUAGGAUGCUGUUCGGCAGAACUGGCCAGGACAGACUGCCGGGUCGCUGGCGGUGUUCUAAAGUGAUCUUCUUUGAAGCUUUUUUAAUUAAUGUCGUUAAAGCCAGGAACCAAAUGUUGGCAAAAGGCUGACACCUGACUUUAAAAAGAAAAUGCUGGAUUGAGGACAAAAAGGAAAGGUCUCAUGAAGUGGGGUCACUUAAAUUAUCUUGCAAUCACGUGUAAGUUUGUAUUAUUAGUGUGAACUCUUAUUGUGUGCUGUUAGUCAUUUAUCCACCGCGUUGAGUCCUGUGUGGGAAACUGAAAUGUUAAACACACACAGCUAGGCCUGAGUGCUGUUAAUGGUGUGAAAUUCUCAUGUCAAAAAAGAAAAGGAACAAUAAGAACCAAAUGUGACCUUGUGCAUAUUUUGGCAGCUGAAAUUAGUUAAGGCUACUGAUGGGUGACCCCUUACAUCAUUCUUGUCUUUGAUUAUUGAGUACAGGGAAAGGUUUUCCUUUCACACUCUGGUUUGUUUUUUUUUGGGGGGGGGGGGGGGGGGGUUACUUGCAAAAAUAUUCAUUUUGACAUUACAGGGACUCUAGUAAGAGCUCCUCAAUCGCAGACAUUAAUAGCUGAGCAACAGCCACAUGUAUUGAUUGUAUCCACUCACCAUUGACGAUGACAUUGAACGUAGCUAGCUUAUUUCCAUCACUACGUUUUUUUGAGCUUGCUCUUAUGUUUUAAGAGGUGCCAGGGGUACAUUUUUGCACUGAAAUCUAAAGAUGUUUUAAAAAACACUUUUCACAAAGAUAGUCCUUCGUCAUUACAUUAUUUACUCAUGUGUUUGUACAUUUUUGUAUGUUAAUUUAUGAAUGAUUUUUUCAGUAAAAAAUACAUAUUCAAGAACCAAA
This is a messenger RNA of Myotis brandtii (Brandt's bat), 4131 nucleotides long. It is a transcript of the gene B4GALT5, whose product is annotated as UDP-Gal:betaGlcNAc beta 1,4- galactosyltransferase, polypeptide 5. The record is from RefSeq and is a predicted model, not a curated record. Gene Ontology annotation, molecular function: UDP-galactose:glucosylceramide beta-1,4-galactosyltransferase activity. The coding region runs from base 97 to 1131 and encodes 344 amino acids. Gene Ontology annotation, biological process: carbohydrate metabolic process; glycoprotein biosynthetic process. Lineage: Eukaryota; Metazoa; Chordata; Mammalia; Chiroptera; Vespertilionidae. The transcript is spliced from 9 exons.